UCAGUCGUAUUUCACGUGUAUAUAGUCUCACGCGUCUGUCGAACUGUACAUUGUCAUUCAGUUUCUGGCCUGUCCGUAGCCUGGCCUCUGGCUGGUGUUAGGAGGAAAUUACGAUGCUUCGAAAUCAGCUGUUUUCAAUCAACGAUAAAAUUCUUCGCGUUCCUUGUUCGCAUCAUUAUUGUUCUGCGUUUAGUCGUGAAUGUGUAUGAAAUCGCGGGUAUUUUUUUCCAAUUGACGUGCAUAUAGCGAGUGAUAAAUCGUAAAAUAUCUGGAGCACCGUGUUUAUUCUUUGCAAACAACAUAUGCGUGAGGAAGAAGAAAAAAUUAUUCUCAGUGUUUGACGAGGACGAAAAAGUUGGUGAACGUCGUCAGAGUGUAGUGCGUGUUUCGUACUAUGUCGAGUAUCAUUGUCCCGCACGAGGCACGUGCUCGGGAUAUGGGAUUCGUACGAAUAAUAAUAAUAAAUCAACCUUCGCCUUACAAUCCUGUGUAACGGGAAGAAAUUAAUCACGCGAAUCUUUUUUUAGUUUUUCUCGAUUUAUCUUUUUCCAAAUCUUCAAAACGAAUGACGAGUGAAAGUUCAAUCGAUGUGAUUAUUGAAGGGUUAACAGUUUCUAUUAUCCUCCUCUUACACGAGGAGUGGUGCGAGUAGUGAAAUGUCUUGGCUUGUUUGUUUUCCAUGGUCGGAAGGUAUAAAGAAGAGAGCAUGCAGAUACCUAUUGCAACGUUAUUUAGGACAAUUUCUCGAGGAAAAACUCACCCUCGAUCAACUGACGGUAGAUCUUUACAAUGGAACAGGACGUGUUACCGAUGUCAGCCUCGACGUACAGGCUCUCAACGAGAUGGGCGAACAGCAACACCUGCCGCUGGAAUUCGUGGACGGCUUUAUAUCAGAAAUGUCCGUCAGCAUUCCAUGGUCAGCUCUGCUCAGCGAGGCAAGUUACGUCGAGGUCAAAGGUCUCAGGUUAACCAUACAACCAAGACAACGGACAGAGUCGGGCACAUCGAUGUUCGAAUCGAUGUGGAGUUCCAUGACUUCCAGUAUGCAAAUGGCUCAAGAGUGUCUUCAGCAAGAUGCCAAUAAUGCUGGAAAUUCACAGCCUCUUGAGGGUGUCGAACUGUUUGCUCAAGCCAUAGAUUCCAUCUUGUCCAGAGUCAAAGUAAGAUUUCUGGAUACAAUAAUUCGUCUGGAGCACGUUCCCCUGGAUUCGAUGACUGGAGUGGCGAUGGAAGUGUCAAUAAGAAAUUUAGAAUAUUCAGACGAAGCUGGCUCGGACCCAAACAAUGUUACGCUCGAGGCAAAUCAAGCAAACAAAGGUUACGUUGUUUCUGCUUUUGCCACAAAACGCUUCUACCUUGAGGGGGUGACUUUCCACACAGAUGAAUUUCCAUCUCGAGCCAGAACAUUCUCACGCAGUGUUAUGACAGUGAGCGGAGCUUCGACUCCUGAUUCGAGAAAUUCCGAUGGAGCCUUUCCAUCUGCACAAUUAUCGCCAACUCAAAAUACUCAAACACCGCCAGAUAAAAAUAUAAUAAACAAUAUGAGUGAAUCGAAUCCUAUUACUUUUGCCAAAUUAUCGGGACGUCAGGAGAUUCGGUUGAAAGUUAAACAAGGAGAGGGUGUCUCUGGGCCAAAAGUGGAAAUGGAAAUAACGCUAGGUUCUUUCAUUUCCUUUCUAAGCCCCAGACAAGUUCACGUUCUCAUUGAACUUGGUCACGGCCUCGCUUCCCCUGAUCUAGAAGACAUGAGCAACGUCGCGCCAAGAACAUAUACGGAAAAGCCAAUGGUCGGUAGUGAUUUCAAUCGUGUUGAAAGAGAAUUAAUGCAUCAAUUGCACCCCAUUCAAGGUUUAAGAUCUACGGAUUUGCGAAAUACUCAAGGAUGGUCAACGGCCUCGCAGGACGAGUCCGACAACGAGGAAGAGUUUUUGCCCAUGCGAUUGCCAGGAGUAACUUCAAUGAGCGAUUCAACAUCAACGAAUAACAUGAGCAUGGACGAUAGUACAUUGGCUAGCAGUGUGAGCUCAAAAAGUUCAUCGACGAAUUAUCCAAAGCAAACGAAACAUCGAACAAGUGCCGACAAUGAUCCGAACGCCGAAACUUCGCAGUUCCAUGUGAGAGUGUCCUCAAUCGCAAUUGUGCUGUUGCACGAAGAUAUUUUGACAACUUCGUUGGAAGACCGUAGCCUCACGAACGCCAGUACCGAACAGAUGAAAAAUACAGCCGAAGAUUUUUUUCAGAAACUCGGUAUAUUUGGGGCCGACGGUUACGGCAAUAAAAAUUUUGACAAAGCCUCAAAAAUGUUUUUAGACGCAUGUCGUCUCAGCCAUAUUAGGUGUUUGGCCGCACCCUUAGUAGUCGAGGGUAGUGAAAAAACAACUUCUCAAGCAUCGGCGAUAACGGCAAGUUUGAAUCUGGCGAGUGUAGAAAUCGUGGAAUGUCUCGUAGACUCGAGCAAUGGUACGCAAGAAAUUCCAACUACCGAGUCCAUAGAGUUAUUGAGUUUUCCAAAAGACUCCUCUGACGUUCACGGUUUUUCAAACACGACGGAUUUCCGUAUGCGCUUCAAGUACACCGAAAAAGCAGUUCGACACGGGCAAAUUACGAAGUUUGCUCAUCCACGUACGGAGAUCGACAUACAAAUGGAGCAAUGCCGAAGUGAAUUUGAUAUUACGAUCGUGGAUAGAAUAUCUGCUGUUCUUAAUCCCCCGCCGAUAUGCACGUGCAAUCCGAGCUCCAUUUCGAGAGACCCAACGAAUCAACAGGCUCUGUUUUAUCAAGCCGUUGAAAGCCCUUUAUUGUCCGAUUCUCGUGUUGACACAAGAAUCUCUUCUCCUCGUGCCAUUGUAAAAGUGAGAUUUCCAGUGCCUGAUUUGCGGCCUUUGCACGAUAUGAGUCGAUCGCCAUGGUGGAUGAGAUCGGUCAGACCGGAUUUUGUAACGCUCACAUUAACCGACGUACAAAUACAUUCUUCCACGGAGAGUCGUUCGCAUCAUUUGGCACGUCACGAGAUACAAUGUCAAAGAUUGUUGAUGACUUAUACAGAGGCGGAUUCUGACGUACCCGUUGAAAUAGGGCUUGCACAAGCGGAUGAAAAGGCUUUCUCGUCGUUGCCACAAGAAAGUGGCUUUGGAUUGCCGCGUAUGGUAAUAACUAUUUAUCCUACUGAUCUCGGUGAUCCGUUAGAGGACAGUUCGGAAGGCGAAGCGGAAUCAAGCCUUGAUGACACUUUGGAACAUCCACCGAGACACCAGCCUUCGCCAUUUAGUUCUAAACGCGUUAUCCACGAAUCCGACACUCCGCAUUCCGAGCCUCAGGAUUAUACCGAAAGGGAUGACCCAGAACACAGAGAAGGCGAAGAAUUAGUGAUACCCGGAAAUAGACAAGAAAUGAUGGAAUUCAUAGAGGAGGGAACCAGUGGUGCUAGAAUUCAGAUUGAAAUUGGCUUUCCGUGUUUAUCUGUACAAAUACCAUCGAAACAUCUUUACGAGUUACUUUAUAAUCGUAUCAAUACGGAUCUUCUACUUUGGGAACCGUCGGCACCGCGACCGAAAUAUAUGUCUCAUACGGACAGUCAUAUCGGUCUGGACCUCGCAUCGACGCUCCUACAAGAGUCGAUUUAUCCAAGCAAAUUUAGUAUGUGCAAAAGUGGAAUCCAGUACGACUCAGACUCGGAUUCGGACGACGAUGGUAUUUUUCAAUCGGCAACCGAGCGCAGUACGAGGCAAAAUGUGAUUCGAUUGCCCCGAAGCGGACAAAGCAGAUUGGCUUUGAGUUUGACAAUAGGUCAAGGUCUUUUGAGUAUGUACACACCGGUACGUGAUGUUUCGGCAAACGUAAUACCAGGGCAGCAUGGCGAACUUAUCGUUCGACUCGAAGAUGCAACGAUUUUCUCGGUCAAUAUUUACAAGGGUAAUCCAAAUUUGGGUUACGUUUGCGCGAUGGUGAAAACUCUCUCGUUGAACCAUUGUGGAUUGACAACUACACCUUCCCAGACUCCACCUUUGAGACCCAUCAAUAGCGUUAUUCCAAGACAUUGUCAACCCGCGAUUUAUCGCAGUGAACUCGUCAACGUGUUCCCCAAUUCUGCGGACAAGGAUAUGCUGGUCGUUGCUGUUCGAAUACAAGCUGCUCAUCAGACACAUCGUAUCAAGACAAUCCGUGUUGCUGUCGGUAUCAGAGAUUCAACGCUCAGGCAUCGGGUGUGCCAAUCACAAACUUCUUGGUUUACCCAGCUCAUGGAUGCUCUGGACGUUGCUGACCACCCCGUCGCGGGUUACAAUCCUCCCGGCGUUCUCACGGAGCUGCACCUUCAUCUCUGGGACUGCGCAGUCGAUUAUCGGCCCGUGUGUCUUCCUCUUAGAUCAAUGGUGACUCUCAGUAAUUUUAGCGUCUCGAGUAAUAUCGCAGCACGUACGAACACUUCAACGCUUAGAUUUAUAGCCGAAGAUGUUGCCUUCUUCAUAUCUGAAAAAUUGGGGAAUCACGUCGAUCUUCGUCGCGAUUACGUGUGCGUUAUGGAUCUUGGUCUAUUCGAGUUGUCACUUCGGUUGAAUGAGAAAAUGUGUGGUGGAGCACCGAGGGUCGAUCUUCGAGCUAGCAAUAACGUUCUACACGUUAGAACUUGCGCUGAUUCCGGUCGUGCCUUGAUGCAAUUGUUGACGUAUUUUGCAAGCGACGGUGACCUUACGACGAACCAUGCAAGCACCGAAAGCAUCGCCGUUCCGAGCUUCGGUGACCAAGAAAGCUUGCUUGGUGAAGAGAGUAUCAACAACCUAAGCAAGAGUCAAGUUGAGAGGGUUAACAGCUUGAUGGAAGAAGCUAUGGCGGAUACUGUCAAAGGUACGACCGUUAGUACAGCAGGAAAGUCGCCCGAAUCCGACAACCAGGUUGAAGUUUUUUUCUUCCCGGACGAGUCGAAUCCUGUGGGACAAGAAGCCCCGGAAUUGUCUAACACCAAUUCAACGGCAGGUAACGCAACGAAUCGCAUCGAUUCGGACGAUGCCGACGAAGAUUUUUGCAUACUCGGUGAAGAAGCUGGAGCUGGAAUAAUGCCACGUCACGGAGUGCCCGAAGUACGUUGGCUUUGUCAGGAAUCUCUGAGAGUUGUGGAUAAUCAUUUCUCGGUGCCACUCGGUAAAACCGAUUUACUAAAAGCACCCAGACAUUUUCCACCCGCCAUAUUGCGAUACACACUCUGUGAAAUGUCCCUCGUCUGGCACAUGUACGGUGGUAAGGAUUUUGGCUCGUCUAAAACUUGCAGCAAAAAGCAUGUUACGAUUGAAGAUUCUUCACAUCGUUUGGAUGCUCUGCAUCAGGGAAGGAGUAGAUCUGCUGUGCCGGGUGUUGGCUUCAGCAAGGUGAGCCCGAACGAAGUGCGUUUUGGAAGUGUACCAAACUCGCCCCGUGCCAAAGUUCGCGAACCAAUCGUCGAUUGGCACACAUUGGGAGGGCCGGGACGUCAGCAAGACGUACUGAUGGAGCUACAGUUGAACAAAGUGCGAUUUCAACAUGAGGUUUAUCCAGAGACCACGACCGAGGCAUCUCGACAAGUUUUGUUGAUCAGCGAGAUAGAAAUUCGCGAUCGUUUGGCUUCUUCGCACAUCAACAAAUUUUUAUAUCAAUACAGUAGCGAAGCAAGGCCGAGACAGACACAUGCCAAUAUGUUCGCUAUGAAAGCUAUACACAUUCGUCCUGAUCCGAAAUUGAGCGCUCAAGAAUGUUGCUUAAAAUUGAGCGUUUUGCCACUUCGAUUAAAUAUCGAUCAAGAUAGUUUGCUAUUUUUGAUCGAUUUCUUCACGGAACUUGCCGGUAACGCAAAAUCUAAUCAAGAUGGUACGAACGCACCGGGCAGCAAUACUCAAUCAUCUCCGGGCUCGAAACAAGGCACUCCGACUCACCACCCACCGGUUAUGAGCGUCAAUGAUCCCGAUCACGAAUUUACACAUCCCAGUGAAACGAAUAAUGAGCUUACUGACAAAGAUGUGGUCGAUAGAAAUUUGUUAAUUCUCCUUGAGGACGAACUGAUGAUCAGAGAGAAUAAAACCAAGGUCAAAACUACGAAUGGACAACAGGACGAUAGUCAUCCGAUUUAUUUUCGAAGUGUGAUAUUCGCACCGGAAGUUCUCGUAAGAUUGGAUUAUCACGGGAAACGCGUUGACUUGACACACGGACCGAUAGCCGGACUGCUGAUGGGUCUCGCUCAAUUGAAUUGUUCCGAAUUAAGACUGAAGAGAUUGGCGCAUCGCCACGGUCUUCUUGGAUUUGACAAAUUAAUGGCGCAUCUAUUAGCCGAGUGGUUGCAGGACAUAAAAAAAAAUCAGCUACCGAGUUUGUUGGGAGGUGUUGGGCCUAUGCACUCGUUGGUACAAUUGUUUCAGGGAAUCCGUGAUUUGUUUUGGCUACCAAUCGAGCAAUAUCAAAAGGACGGUAGAAUAGUUCGAGGCCUCCAACGCGGCGCAAAUAGUUUCACAACAUCGACUGCAAUGGCAGCUCUCGAGUUGACAUCGCGACUCGUUCACGCAAUACAAAGUACAGCGGAAACGGCCUACGACAUGGUCAGUCCUGGUCCCAGCGUUAGACGAAAAACAAAGGGACAAAAAGGCCGUAGAAAGCGAUAUAGUCAGCCAUUAGAUAUCCGAGAAGGAAUGGCAAAUGCUUAUAUGCUAGUCAAGGAGGGGUUGGGAGAAACGGCAAAUCAGCUGGUACGGGUUGCUAGCGAGGAGCACGAGCAAAAAGGCGUAUCGGGAGCGGUCGGUGGAGUCCUCCGACAAAUACCGCCGACGGUCGUUAAGCCGAUUAUUUUGGCGACCGAAGCAACGAGUAAUGUGCUAGGCGGAAUGAGAUCUCAGUUAGUACCGGAUGCUAGGCGAGAAGCUGCCCAAAAAUGGAGGCACGAUACGCUCGAGGCGAAUUAAAAACGUAAGAAAAACUGAACCAGUUAAAAAUUGAAUAAUUACAAUGAUUUAUAAACAGUGUCACUCGAAACUGUUGUUUUGUGACGGUGAGAAAAAGCGUCGAAAAAACCGAGUGAUGAAAAAAAAGUAAAGUUUAAAUGAAAGGAAAAUUCGAUGAGUAAUCUUCCUGCCAAUGAGAAGUCGCGCAAAAUGAAUAAUUUCGAGUCAAUUUUCAGGACUGAAUAUUAUUGUUCUAAUAUCCGUAGAGAGCUGAUCGUGCGCGAUCUUUCGUCUUACAACGUUUAAAGAUUGCAACUCUUUCAAUUCAACCGAAAAAUUUUAUUCGACCAGAAUUUCAGUGUACGGUUUCUUUCUCACAAUAACUAAAUAUUCUCCAAGAUAAAAUACUCCAACGUUUAUCUGUCCGCAAAUUUCCACAUUGUUGAAUCUCAAACAAAAGCCAAAAGGAAUAGAUAUAGUUUUAAAAAUUCUCAAAAGAAUAUUUCCAAACAAUUGUCAAAUUCAUUUCGCAUGACGAUAAAAAAUAGCUUGAUUAUCUCGCCGAACUUUUGACUUGGACACUGCGUUAUCAACUUUCCGACAUUAUUAUUUUUAGAACUGAAGAUUCUUCAUGUAUUUUUUAACAUAAAAAAAAACACGCAAUAUUUCGUAUUUUUAACGUAUCUAUUUGCACUGAACGACCGAUUGAAUAAAUUUCUCGGCCUCGAAUCCAUGAGUGAUAUCUUUGAAGCAGUCAAGGAAAAAAAGACGAAAUAUGAGUAAAAAAAAUUAUUGAAUAAUAACGUAGUACUGCGUUUGCAGAAUUUUCGUGGUGCGAGCGGCGAACGAUUAAAAAGGUUUGCGUUGUUAUUACUAUUACCAUUAUUAUUACUACGUAUGCGUUAUGAUUUAAAGCCUGAACGAAAGCCUCUGUACGAUGUAUCCAAAUCUGACUGCAAUUUAUUAUAUUUAUAGAGUUGAAUUGACAAAAAAUAAAAAAAAUCUAUAUAUAUAUGUAUAUUAUAAAUAUAUCUUGCUAUAUGUGUAUGUACAUGUAUGUAUGUACCAUUUUGAUUUUUUAACAAGAAAAAAUGUACAUACGUGUGCAUCGUAUAUAUAUGUACGCAUAAAUGCAAGGUAAGACUCAUCGCUCGUAUGUAUUUUUGUUCUAACGAUGUGAAUGUUUUUUACCAGAGAUCCAUGUAUCGCAAAUUUUUUUAUUAAUAAAAACAAAAUAUUAUGAC
Molecule: messenger RNA, 8140 nt
Organism: Venturia canescens
Lineage: Eukaryota; Metazoa; Arthropoda; Insecta; Hymenoptera; Ichneumonidae
Gene: Atg2
Product: Autophagy-related 2
Exons: 19
Coding region: 657-6917 (2086 amino acids)
Biological process (GO): autophagy of mitochondrion; reticulophagy; autophagosome assembly
Cellular component (GO): phagophore assembly site
Molecular function (GO): phosphatidylinositol-3-phosphate binding
Source: RefSeq, a predicted model, not a curated record